Molecule: messenger RNA, 2831 nt
Organism: Colius striatus (speckled mousebird)
Lineage: Eukaryota; Metazoa; Chordata; Aves; Coliiformes; Coliidae
Gene: ST8SIA1
Product: ST8 alpha-N-acetyl-neuraminide alpha-2,8-sialyltransferase 1
Exons: 5
Coding region: 8-1081 (357 amino acids)
Biological process (GO): oligosaccharide metabolic process; N-glycan processing
Molecular function (GO): alpha-N-acetylneuraminate alpha-2,8-sialyltransferase activity
Source: RefSeq, a predicted model, not a curated record
GGGCCUGAUGCCGGAGCGCGGCCCGGCGGCGCGGCGGCGCUGCGGGAGGAGGAUGGCGGGGCUGGCGUGGAAGUGGCCGCGCACCCGCCUGCCCGUGGGGGCUAGCGCCCUGGGCAUCUUCGUGCUCUGCUGGCUAUACGUCUUCCCCGUGUACCGGCUGCCCGACGAGAAGGAGAUCGUGCAGGGGGUGCUGCUGCAGCAGGGCAAGGCGUGGAGGAGGAACCAGACUGCAGUCGCGCUGUUCAGGAAACUACUGGAAGAAUGCUGUGACCCUGGGCAACUCUUUGCUAUGACAAAGACGAACUCCCCAAUGGGAAAGAACCUCUGGUUUGAUGGGGAAUUUUUAUAUUCUGUCACUAUUGACAAUGCAACUUACUCUCUCUUCCCACAGGCUACUCCCUUCCAGCUGCCACUGAAGAAAUGCUCCGUGGUGGGAAACGGUGGGAUCCUGAAAAAGAGCAGCUGCGGCAAACAAAUAGAUCAAGCAGAUUUUGUCAUGCGAUGCAACCUUCCUCCUCUAUCCAGUGAAUACAGCAAGGACGUUGGAUUGAAAACCCAGCUGGUGACUGCAAAUCCCAGUAUCAUUCAGAAAAGGUUCCAGAAUCUGCUUUGGUCUCGAAAAGCAUUUGUCGACAGUGUAAAGGUGUAUAAUCACAGCUACAUCUACAUGCCAGCCUUCUCAAUGAAAACAGGGACGGGACCCUCCCUCCGUGUCUAUUACACCCUGGAGGACUUUGGUGCCAAGCAGGUGGUCCUUUUUGCCAACCCCAAUUUCCUGCGUGACAUUGGCAAAUUCUGGAAGAGCAAAGGUAUCCAUGCCAAACGGCUUUCCACUGGACUUUUCCUAGUCAGUGCCGCCCUUGGUCUCUGUGAAGAAGUAACAAUUUAUGGCUUCUGGCCAUUCUCGGUGGACCUGCACGGGAAGUUUAUUAGCCAUCAUUACUAUGACAAUGUCUUGCCCGAUUCUGGAUUCCACGCCAUGCCAGAGGAAUUUCUACAGCUCUGGUUUCUUCAUAAAAGUGGUGUACUGAGAAUGCAGCUAGAACCAUGUGAGGACCCUUUAAUCCAGCCUUCUGCCUGAGGAUCAGAGGGAGUCCGUUUGGGAGAUCCAAUAGUUUUUAAUUUCCAUGCUCUCCAACAGAGAGUUAUAUUUUCUGUUGAUUCUUUUUAAAGGGAAAAUAAUUGUGGAUCUGGAUGGACCAUAAAAAUGCUACUUGAAGGCCAAAUGGAAUAUAUCCUUAAUGUAUAGUGCUUUGUGGAACUGGGGUGAUGGCAGUGAAUCUCUUCACUGAGUCCAUUCAGCAGCAUUGUGAAAAUAAUGCCAGAAGCAGCACAGCCAAACUUUUUGGGGGACAUUUUUAAAUGACCAAUGUAAAAAGGGCAUUAGGGCUCGGAGAGACACAGGGCCACCCACAAGCUUUUGCUGACAGUGCCAAAUAUGACUGUCUGUUCAAAAAUCCAUUUCAUUCCAGACUGGCACCUCGUACAAGUUUCCUUUUAUUUUUUUUUCCUUUCCUCUCUGUUUUGGGGGGAGGAGUGUGUGUAGGAGAGCAUGUGUGUGCUGUUGACUUUCUUUGUUUCUUUAUAUUUUUUUUUCCCAAUGGAAGAAAAAGAAAAGGGCUUAAAAGCCCCAGGAGCUGAGUACCAUCAACUCCUCUAACCACUCUCGGAAGAGUGAAGAGUGCAAAGAAUCUAGUCAGAAGAGUGUUAUAGGAAUGUCCCGCUACUGAGUGUGGAUGGACCUACCUGUUGUAGGUGUUUUCAGGAUAGUUUAAGUCAUUGCACUUAUAGCUAUGCUAGUGCUGUACUGUAGACAAGAGCUGGUUAAGGGAAAUUGAUCUGAAAAUAAAAUGUGUUUUACAGAACCAGUAGUAAAGUGCAGCCUAGUUUCAACUGACCUGCUGCAACAUUUCUACAAUGACUUUUGUGGUAGGGAUGGUUCCCUGACCUGUUUUGCUGUCCAGCCUUAAGGAUUAAUUCUGUAUUCAUUUGGACUCCAGAUAUUCGUUGACAGUCAAGGGGAUUUUAGGGGGUCAGUGGAAUGCAGAAUGAGGUUCUUCAUUUGCUUAUAGCAGAAAAAAACCCCGCAGAAAUGAAUGUAAGUGUCAUUUAAAAUGAAGCUUCGAAAGUUCUUUCUCUGUAUGUGACUAGUUCUUCUGCUUGGAUUGUAACGUUAGCCUUAAAGACUUGUACUGUUCUCGCAAGAUUGUCUGUGGUUAAAAUAAAACAGCCUUUGGGAGCACUGAAAAGCUGCAUAGCCAGCAAGAAAAAAAAGACAAAAAGAAAACGGCAGCCCUUAUGUAAGGCAACCUCUCUCAUGUGAGGGAGCGGGUAAAUUGUAUCAGUCUGUGCAUUGCACACGUGCUGCUCCAGCCGGCGCAGUGCCUGAAGGACUGUUUUAUUUUGGGUUAUUGCUUGGGCAGCAGAUGGUCCUAUCGCCAUGUAAAUGAGAAAUCUUUUCGUUUGUUUGCUUUGGUUUAGCACUGUAGGACAAGGAGAGAAUACUAGCUUAGUCUACAGCGCAAUUUCAGCUGCAAGAUGUUAUCACCAUUAACUUGAAAAAUCCAAAUCAGUAUUGAAGUCACUAGUCAAAGUGUUGAAACAGCGAAACUGUCAUCAGGUUUCCACAACAAUUUCCUGUGCUACCUGUUUUAGCUCCAAAAUGCUAGUAUUUUGGGGGAUGUGUCCUAUUAUAUGUUGACAACGUCUCUCUUUGUAGACUACCAGCUGCAAGUUAUAUAGAUAUAAUUAAAAAAAAAAACAAACCAAAACCAAAAUCCAUGACUCUUCUUUAAAUAUGAAUAAUUCAGCUAUCUCUGUAGGAGACUGGG